Molecule: messenger RNA, 5717 nt
Organism: Drosophila yakuba
Lineage: Eukaryota; Metazoa; Arthropoda; Insecta; Diptera; Drosophilidae
Exons: 2
Coding region: 1053-1979 (308 amino acids)
Source: RefSeq, a predicted model, not a curated record
AUUUAUAAAAAUUCUAUUUUAUUGAUGUAGUAGUGCGCGGAUACGAAGGACUAGCAAGUAUUGUGAAAUAUAAGUAAUACUUAUCGUUGUUUUAUUUUUUUAUUUGUUGUUAUUUUGGCUUUAUUUACUUAACCGCAUAAUUGAAACAAAAACUGUUUAUAUUGCUGAAAAUAUAUAUUUACAUGCAGAUAAAGUCAAUAUGAAUUUUUCUCACCGUCGAUGUUCUCGCUCGUCAAUGUUUACAUUACAUUAAAUGGCUUUAAAUUAUGAGUACAUUCAAGUUUCAUUCAUUCAUUACAUUCAUUGUUUCUGCAACAUUUUGCGAGAACAGAUACAUUAGCGGCAGCAGUUAUGUUUUUGCUAAAUGGACACCCUGCGGAAGGCGAGUGCCUUUCGUUACAUGGAAGCCGAAUGGUUACUUCGCUUAUGGCCAAAUAGAAGACAUUGGGUGUGGAGCAACUCGCAGUCUCCAUUAGCUAAAACUCCGCACAAGUGCAAAUGAAGAUUGCAUGGGGAGGGCCUGUCGUUCCCAGUCACGCAACAAAUCAACGAGUAGUAAGUAGCGAUAAGACCAUUCCCUAACUUGUUUUGCUAUUUUUGCGUAAUCCGGCUGGCUGGCCCUGAGUCUUUCUUGACUUGGCCUCCUUUCCCUGCCCGCCUCUCUCCACCUACCAUUGUUUUGCUCAUUGUUCGGUUCAUAUAAAAAUCAGUAUUUAAAUAGUGUAUUAAACCUAGUUUUUUGUCAUUAUACUGCAGCAAGUCCCCAAAAGCAGGAAUUUGCUUUUCUUUGACUUCCGAUUGAACGGCUCAGUCAUAACAUUUUGGUGGCCCAUGAGGGGAACUUCUGUGAUUUAAUGAAAUCUUUUUUUAACUGCACUGGAGGCAAACGAUCGGUUUCGGUGGAUUUAUUAACAAAGCCCAGCUUUCUGCAACACCACGCUUCCUCUCUUCGAUACGUUCAUAUUUUACAACGGAGCAACGGUUCUGCAAACGACGGACAGAAGGAACACGGACUAUCGACAGAUUCUGCCCAUAUAACGGACUAAAAGAUCAUGGGCAAAGAAGAUAAAGUUGGUGUUUCGGAUUCCGUUUCCGAUGUCUUCGCUGGCCUUUAUGCGAGGAAACUGGAUUUGAUUGAGAGGUUAACGCAAUGUGAAAAAUCGAAGCAUUAUUUUGCUCAACGCCUCAGCACUUUGGAGGACGUAUCAAAACGAUUCCAACCACAGCAAAUUAGUGGACCAGCUUUGCCCACAGCUACAGCCAUAUUUUUCCACGCAACUAAACAACCAGUUUGCCGAAGAGGACGGAUUUUUUGCAGCGUCUCGGAAGACUGCGAGAACAAAUUUCAAACAUCUCCUCCAAGGUCCAUCAGAGGCUUCAACACCGAAGUCAGCGUUGCGCCAAACAUUCCGAUGCCAAAACUUCCCGUCCCUCGUUUCACAGGCAGUUUUACUGACUGGCCGUCUUUCUUCGACAGUUUCUCUCAGCUGGUGCAUGAGAAUGCCUCACUUUCCAGCAUUAGGAAAUUCUAUUUCCUGAAGCAAGCCUUUCCAGAAGGACGGGAUCAAGACGUCAGCCACAUGGCGUUGACGGAAAAUGGAUAUGUUGUUGCCUGGGAUGUCGUCGUCAAACGCUGUGACGUUCCUAGAUGGGCUGCGCUGGGUUCUCAACCUGACAAACGUCUGUAUCAGCGAUUUUCAUCUUUUAAAACCAAACAUUGCUUCCUGCGACCACUGGUUAGUGCACCACCUACUCACAAAACUCCCUACAACUACAACGCAAGGAAGCAUUCUAUGGAAAGCUGCGUCGCGAUUCCUACCUUCUUAAUGCUAGAGAAAUUUUUGCUGGAGCGUCUAAUCAGCUUUGACUUAAUCCAGAGUCGCUCUCAGCCUAUCUCACCACGACACCGUCUUCAUUCCCAAGGGCAGCCAGCAGACCACUUAACAGCGCCACUCACAGAAACCACAGUUUUCAUGUGAUCACCGACACUGGAACCACACGGUGUACGCUUUGCCAAAGGAAUCAUAUUUUGAGACGAUGCCCAGAAUUUCUUGCCAAGGACUGCUUUGCUCGUAAGACGAUCGCGUCAAGGCAUGCCUCAACUGUCUCAGCUCGGCCCACGCUCUUAGCCAUUGCAGCAGCUCUCGCAAUUGCUUACAGUGCGGCCAAUGACAUCACACGCUGCUACAUUUUCCAAGUGGAGCACAUAACCCAGCUCUACCGCGACAUCCAACUGCCAAUGGUUUCCGUACGAUGCAGGGCAUCCAACAGAACGCAGCUUACGGCUCAUCUGCUCCCUCUUACCUGCAGAGCGCAGCUUACGGCUCAUCUGCUCCCUCUAACCUGCAGAGCGCAGCUUAAGGCUAAUCUGCUCCAACAAAAACGCAACUCCUCAGCGCAGUUGCCAAACAACGGAGUCCCUCCGCAACGAUCCUUGCUACCGCUCUAGUCCGAAUUGUCAACAACAGCACGGGACAAUCAAUGUUGACGAGGGCAUUAAUUGAUCAUGGCUCUGAAGCAACACUCAUUUCACAGAACAUUGUACAGAGUCUGGGCCUUGCGCGCCGUCUUACGUCAGCGGAAAUAAUAGGAAUCGGUGGCUCUUCUCAAACCAAGAGUCGACACAACGCAGAAGUUAUGAUAAGUUUGUGCUCCGGGUCGCACUUCACGACUUUCGUGUCCAACGCUUUUAUUCUUCGCACCCUGACAGGACUUCUUCCGAAGCGGGACAUUAACAUCAACUUGUAUCGAUACCUGCAAGGAUUGCAGCUUGCUGACCCCAAUUUUACCCGUUGUGCACGUAUAGACAUAGUAAUAGGUGUUGAUCUUAUCCCACAGGUAAUGCUCCCGGAGAUUCGACGAGGCAUGCACGAGGAUCCCAUCGCACAGAAUACCCUCUUAGGUUGGAUUGUCUUCGGGCCUGUCAUGUCUCCCGUGUCACAAACAGUCACCGUUCGCUGUAACGUAACAAAUCUAGACGAUAUGGUGCAGAAGUUCUUUGAAUUGGAUCAAGUUCCCACUGAACGCCAGCUCACUCCUGAAGAACAAGAUAGCAUUGAAUCGCUUCCACGCCAUGGAACGGAAACUUCAGAAUAAACCUGAUUUUCACCAACAACAUACUCGCACAGGACAUAACUUUAAGUGAAGAAUAUCACACUCAAGCAAUGCGAAUGGACAACUACUUGUCUCCUGCAGCACAAUCCCACAUCAUUCAGUCCUAAAGGAAGAAAGCCUUACCACUAAACUCCGAGUAGUGUUCGACGCUUCCUGCUGAAGCUCCAAUGGAGCUUUUUCGGUACGUGUUUGUGGCUGAUAUUCAAUAGAUGUAUACAUGCAUUGCAAUGCAUCCAAAUGAUUCUCAAUAUUAGCGGAUUUGGUGGCGCGAUUCCAAUGGGGAAUUAAAGGAAUUUUGCCUCACGACAGUCACCUUCGGAACCGCAUCAGCACCAUACAGUGCCAUUUGUAUGAUCCACCAGAUCGCCAAAGACAAACGCCAUAACUAUCCUCUCGCGGAAAAGAUAUUGCAACGGGAUAGAUAGAUAUUGCUCUUCAAAUACGGAAUGAUGUCAGAUCAGCCCUCAGUUCUGCUGGCAUGGAGCUCCGGAAAUGGGCAUCGAACCAUCCAGACCUACUUCGUGAUAUUCCCAAAGCAGAUUUAUGCAACAACUCUAUCUUUGAGGUAGACAACAACGGCGCCAUUAAAACAUUAGGAUUGUACUGGCAAUCCAGCAACGACGACUACGGAUUUAAAAUAAACUUCACAAUUAAACCCACAAUGACUAAAAGAUCGCUUUUAUUCACCGUAGCACGUCUUUUCGAACUUUUAAGUUUUUUUAGCACCCGUCAUCGUCGUUCUACUAAAGGAUGUUUGGAGCUUUCGCCUUCAACAAGGCGAUGGUACACAAGGUAUACUUGAUUGGGACGAUAAUUUGUCAAAUUCGCUCGCCGAGCGUUGCCAGCAGUACAUCGAUCAUCUUCCAUACGUACAACAGAUUAAAGUACCACGUUGGUUUGGUUUCGACUUAAGCAAGAUUGUUUCUCUUCAAUUGCAUAUGUUCUGCGAUGGAUCAUUAUCUGCAUAUGCAUCGUGUGCGUACCUCAGGGCGGUGUGCCUGGAUGGUACCGCGACCACAUCCUUAAUGGCAUCACGCAGUCAUGUCACUCCAAUACUGAGAGUCGAACUCUCUGGUGCCGUCCUUUCCACUAAACUGGCAGUAUGCUACACAGAAGAAUCCAGCGGAUUGUGAAACUCGCGGCUUAACACCAGCACAGCUUGCCCAACAUAAGCUAUGGUGGAACGGACCAGACUGGCUACAAAGAACUGGCUACUGAAAAUCAGUGGCCCACUCUCAAACUCAUGUCUCCAGAACCGGACAGCGUAUUAAAAGAACAGGUUCGCUCAUAGUACUCGAUGCGAGGGAACUGUACGCCAAAUGGGACCACUACGAGUGUCUACUAUAGUUUUUUUAGUGCAACGCGACUCAUUUGCUGAUGAUUUGACGAAAUUACAAACUUUGAAAGCACUCUUCAAGAACAAUAAGCUCAGUCAAUUAUCUCCCUUUAUUGACGACGACGGUAUCAUGAGACUGCGGGGCCGGCUUAGAAACGCGUUGCACAUCAUCACUCAGCAACGCACGCCCAUUAUUUUACCCAAGCUGCAUCAUUUUACAGACAUGGUCAUUAGAAAUGCACAUCUGAGCACGCAGCAUGGAGGAACACAACUCACUUGGGCGGUCACUCAGAAGCAGUUCUGGAUAGUCAAUGGCAAGCAAGCAGUCAAAAGACUGCUUCGCCAGUGUGUGUCUUGCUUCCGACAUCGACCUUCACCCUCCAGACAACUAAUGGGGGAUCUACCAUUUCCCCGGGUCAACCCGCCGAAACGAGCUUUUGAAGCUACAGAUGUGGAUUACACAGGAGCCAUCGAAGUCAAGGCCUCCAGGCCUCCAAGGUCCCACCACCUACAAGGCCUACAUCGUGUUAUUCAUCUGCCUAUCUGCGAGUAAAGCUAUCCAUUUGGAACUGGUAACAGGACUCACAGCACAACAUUUUCCGUGGGCACUGCAACGCUUUAUCGGUCGACUUGGGCUUCCAACGCACAUCUACAGCGACUGCGGCACUAAUUUUAUUGCAGCGGACAAAUCGUUACAGUUAUGGAGCGAGAGGUUCCGCCAGGACGUUAACGAGACGGUCAUCCAAGAGCUCACUAAACGUAUGAUUCAGUGGCACUUUAACCCACCGCGCAGUCCGAGUUUCGGAGGACUACGGGAAGCAUACGUCAAAGCCGUUAAAGCCCAUCUUCAUCGCGCUUAUCAAGAUUUGCUGGUUUUCUACAAAUACGGAAGCCUCUCUUCAAGAAGAAGUUGAAAAUUAAAUUGACACUAUGAUCUUACAAAUAUCCCAAUGCAAGCACUUCCUCUUUUCAGGUAUUGCGAACAAUGGCUUAAUACUGGACCCAGCAUUGGGGGCGUCAUGUACAGUCGUUUUUGGAGUACCCUUUACCCGAAGCAGUUAAAAGUGGCCCACCCGCACUGCAUUUGUCCACCUCUGAAGAAGACUCCAGAAUAUUAACUUUGAAAAGUUAAUCUGAAUUUGGACAUCACGCGAUUGCGACCAUCUACUUUCAUACUUGCUGGCCGCGUUUAAAUCCGUUCAUAAUAACAUCCCCAACCAUUGUUUUGAGUCACUGUUCAAAUGAAGAUCAGUAUUUAAAUAGGAAA